Klebsormidium nitens is the source of this 2084-nucleotide messenger RNA. The record is from the annotation of a GenBank genome assembly. Lineage: Eukaryota; Viridiplantae; Streptophyta; Klebsormidiophyceae; Klebsormidiales; Klebsormidiaceae.
CUCAUUCAAUUUUGAACUGGAGCUUUCAACUGAUGGCACUAUUAUGCAUGAAUUGUGAACGACUGCAAAAGGGGGGACGGGAAAACCGAGACGUGGUUUUUCUUGCCAUUUGGACGCCUGCGCUCAGCCUCUGGGAUGAAUGUUCAACGUUAGAAGCUGCCAGGAUCAUCAAGGUGGCGCAGCUCGAUCAAUUGGUAGGUUGUCAAAAAGCCCUUCACACGACCUACGUUGGCUGCAAAAGCUCGGAGCAGCACCUCAGAAUAUCUUCAGACUGAAAACGGGGCAAGCGGGCAGAGCGGGGGAUGUUGGCAUCGGGUGCUUGAGCGUUUGAGAGCAAAUACUGGGGUGCAGCAUCAACCACUUGCGUCUCUGACUUCUGAUAUAGUGAAAGUUUGUGAGGGUGGUGGUCGCUCCAUUCAAUCUCAAUUUAUUGUGGCCUCACAUUUGGAAUCCAUCUCAACCCAAAAUGGGGGCUGGAAUGGCCAAACUCUCCGUGGCACUGACCAGCGAGCUUCUGGCAAUCCCAAAUGCUCCCUUGCCACGAGAAGCGCACAGUACGGUGGACCUGGGGAAUGGGAGGCUGCUUGUCUUUGGGGGAGGCAGCAGUGUGGACGAAGAGGCUGAGCAAUACAAUGAUGUGCACAUCCUAGACAUUGGACAGCAUAGCUGGACAAAAGUGAAGACCAAAGGGACACCGCCAGCUCCAAGGACGGGGCAAACGGCAGCGCUUCUCCCUGAUGGCCGGGUGUUUGUGUUUGGCGGUUGCUCUAUGGACAGCGGGUACUUGAAUGACACGCACACUCUCGACACGAGCACCUUCACUUGGACCCAACCCUCCACCUCGGGCUCCCCUCCCACUCCUCGUGACAAGCACACUUCAUUCAGCCUUGGCAGCAAAGUGUACAUCUUCGGAGGCUUCGGCCCUGAGCCGGAAAGCACAACACCAGAGGCAGCAGAGGAGCCAGUCAAGGGUCUAGAUGACCUAAGCUCAGAAGGGGACGAAUGGGAGACAGACGACGAGGGAGGCCCGAGCGCACGGCCUGGCGGGAUGGACUUCACGUGGUUCAAUGACCUGCACGUGUUUGACGCGAGCACCGGGGAGUGGAGGGAAGUGGAGACAACGGGACAAACGCCAAGUCCUCGAGCAGCAGCGGCGGCAGUCCUGGUGCCUUCCUCAGAAUCAGGUCAGAGUGCGGGACCUACACGUCUUAUCCUGUUUGGUGGAAGGGACUCGGCAGGCAGACAGAAUGAUCUGUACAGUCUCGACAUGAGUUCGUUCGUAUGGAAGCAAGAACGGCCGAGCAAUCCGGCGUCCGCUCCCGUGGCCGAGAGCCAAGGCUCGGAGGAUCCCGCCACGGCCGGACCUGCGCCCGACGCCCCGGCCGCCCCCGCUGCACGGUCGUUCCACUCGAUGGCACUUCUACCCGGAACCGCUUUCGGGUUGCUUUACGGGGGCGUCGGCCUGAAGAACGAGAACUUUCAAGGUCUUGACGUCCUCAAUACGGAGACGAUGGACUGGUCGUCUGUGGGCUCGUUAGAAGGCACGUGGCCGUCCCCCCGAGGCGCGUGCUCCACAACCGUGAUCCAAGAAGCCCCUGAGAGCAGCCCAAAGAUGGUCAUCUUCGGUGGGUCAUCAGACUGGGAGGGUGGGAAGGCAGGGUUCCACAACGACGUGUUUGUGACGGAUCUUGCACCGUUGAUGGAGUUACUGAAGAAGAGCGAGAGUGCUGAUGGCAAUGGAAACGCUCGGCAAGUUAUGUAGAGACAGGCGGCCCUUAUCUUCUUGGGUUUCCUCAAGCAUACAACUCGAGACAGAUUAUGAAGGGACCAAUCUAUUCUAGAAUUCUGUCCAUAUUGGCGAAGCCGCUUGCUUCUGAAUCAAACUUCUAGAUAAUCGUAGUUGGUGGAGAUCAAGCCGCAGGCCAAUUGUGGUGUUGUGACACAAUGUUGACCUGCUGCCGGACGCGGACCGAGUAUGUUACUUUUAGGACCAUCGAUCUUAUACGCUGAUCGUUGCAAGUUCAAGAUUGGAUCGCGGAGUUGGAAAUGUUUAUUGAUUAGAUGGUCCCCUCGUGCAACCGUCG